This is a messenger RNA of Schistosoma bovis, 1844 nucleotides long. NCBI's taxonomy places the organism in Eukaryota, Metazoa, Platyhelminthes, Trematoda, Strigeidida, Schistosomatidae. The record is from the annotation of a GenBank genome assembly.
UAUAGGUCGAUAAACUUUCUAUCCUUAUGACUGCAGACUGAAGGCAGUAUUGCACUUUGAAACUAUGAGCGUGAUUUCGGUUAUUUGCGUUACCAGCGAUACUGUUUUGUGAUCUUGCAGACAAACCAUGGAGUGCACUUCAGAACCAGAUAAAGAAUCAGAAAAAAGUUUGGACGAAGUAUGCCAAAAAAUGGAUAAACUGCCAGAAUUAAAUGGGGAUUCGCCCGUAAAAUUAGUAACGAAAAAGAAGAAGAAACAUAAAAAGAAGACUGUAAAAUGCACAAAUGGUGACGAUGCGACCCUGAUGAAAGAAAAUGAGACGGGAGACACUUCAGUUAACUGUGGUGAAAACAUGUCCUCUGCUGUGAAAACGUCAAACAAGAAGUCUAAAUCGGAAAAUUCAGGUGUCAUACGUCAGACGGAUCCUCCUUCUAUUCCUGUAUGUCAGUUGUAUCCUAAAGGAGACUACCCAGUUGGUCAGAUUAUUAAUUAUGAGCCCGACACUGAUUGUCGUACAGCUAUCAAUCGCACAACAUCAGAAGAGUGCAAAGCUCGUGACAAUGCUCAUAUAGAGAUCUAUCAACAGUUUCGUGAAGGUGCAGAGGUUCAUAGACAAACGAGAAACUAUAUUAAGAAAUGGAUACGUCCGGGUAUUCGUCUCAUCGAUAUGUGUGAAGAACUCGAACGCACUAGCCGUGCACUCAUUUUAGAACGCGGAUUGGAUGCAGGCUUAGCUUUUCCAACAGGUUGUUCAAUUAAUCAUUGUGCAGCUCAUUACACUCCUAAUGGGGGUGAUAAUACAGUUCUAAAUUAUGACGAUGUAUGCAAAAUUGAUUUUGGAGUACAUGUAAAUGGUCGUAUUAUUGAUUGUGCUUUCACACUUCACUUUAAUCCUAAGUUUGAUACUUUGGUAGAGGCUGUUAAGGAUGCAACUAAUACUGGUAUUAAGGCAGCUGGCAUUGACGUACGUUUGUGUGAUGUUGGAGCAGCCAUUCAGGAGACUAUGGAGUCCUAUGAAGUAGAAUUAGAUGGAAAUACUUACCAGGUGAAACCUAUACGUAAUUUGAAUGGUCAUUCUUUGGGGCCAUACCAAAUUCAUGCGGGGAAAACUGUGCCAAUCGUACGUGGAGGGGAGCAAACUCGUAUGGAGGAAAAUGAAUAUUAUGCAAUCGAAACGUUUGGUAGUACAGGAAAAGGUUAUGUUAUUGAUGGAGAUGAAGUUUCGCACUAUAUGAAGAAUUUCGACGUUAGACAUGUUCCUCUGAGGUUGGCGAAAUCGAAACAACUGUUGAAUGUGAUAGAUCGUAAUUUCAGUACUCUUGCAUUUUGUCGCCGUUGGUUAGAUCGUUUAGGUGAGACAAAAUAUCUUAUGGCCCUAAAGAACCUAUGUGACGUUGGAAUAGUAGAUCCAUAUCCGCCUCUGUGUGAUCAACGUGGUUGCUACACUGCUCAAUGGGAGCACACGAUUUUGCUAAGGCCAACAUGUAAAGAAGUUGUCUCUCGUGGGGAGGAUUACUGAGUAACUUCCAAGUUUUUCAUUCAGGAUUCACUGUAGACGUUAUAAAUUGUUUCGAUAUUUUGAUAAUAUUUGAAAGAUUUAUUUUCGUCUGAACAUGUGUCCAAGAUACAGUUUGAUAUAGUAUUCCACUAUGUGUCUCAGUCAUUAUUGUUUCAAUUGAUUUCCCAGCGCUAACAAUCCUUCUUAAGGCUCUCUGCUUAUCAAUCUUUAUUUUGACCUCAACAUCCGUGAGUUUAUAUCUAUAUUGUACACUUUCAUGUUUUUAUAGUAACAACUAGGUUUUGUAAAUUAAGUCACAUCUAAAUAAAGUCCAGUAAUAUAUGAA